Molecule: messenger RNA, 942 nt
Organism: Talaromyces amestolkiae
Lineage: Eukaryota; Fungi; Ascomycota; Eurotiomycetes; Eurotiales; Trichocomaceae
Exons: 2
Coding region: 1-942 (313 amino acids)
Biological process (GO): negative regulation of transcription by RNA polymerase II; positive regulation of transcription by RNA polymerase II
Molecular function (GO): RNA polymerase II cis-regulatory region sequence-specific DNA binding; DNA-binding transcription factor activity, RNA polymerase II-specific; zinc ion binding
Source: RefSeq, a predicted model, not a curated record
AUGUUUUCCCAAAUGGCCUCGACGUUUACUGACCAAAAGCGUCCUCAAUUGCAGCCCGUGUGCCAGAAUUGCGGGACGUCAACCACGCCCCUCUGGCGCCGAGAUGAGCUGGGCUCCGUUCUCUGCAACGCAUGCGGUCUGUUUCUGAAAUUACACGGUCGCCCACGGCCGAUCAGUCUCAAGACCGAUGUUAUUAAAAGUCGCAAUCGUGUAAAGACUGCUGGGCAGGCCCCGAAACGCAAGUCUGGAGGGGGAUUGGAACCGAAUGGCUUAUCGUCGUCGAGAUCAGAGGCCGGCACGCCGCCUCUGGGAGCGCAGGGCUAUCGUCGCGCGUCGCGAAAGAUGUCCCCGGGGCAUUCGGAUCGCUCGAACUCGCCUGUAUCACGUACAGAUACACCGGGAAUGUCAUCCCUUCAUCAACACAAUUCUAAUAUCGCACCGCAGCACCUGUUUGAUAGUGUAACCCUCGGCGACUCAAGCUUCAAUCCGGCCAAUACACUCCCGGCACUGCAGCUUCGUCAACCGUCGCCUGGAUCCACAUCGUCCAUGGCGGUGGACCGACAUCUUGAAGUACCUCAGACAUAUGAAGGGCUACUUGCCGCGAACACGUCUCUCAAGACUCGCGUGAGUGAACUCGAAGUCAUUAACGAACUCUUCCGUGGUCGCGUCGCGGAACUUGAACAGAGCGAUGCCACCGCGCGUCGCUCCGAGAUGAUUGCGCGUGAUUCAGAGGCGAGACUACGUCGGUCGCUAGAGGAUUCUCAGCGUCGCGAAGAGGACAUGAAGCGCCGUGUCAAUGAAUUAGAGCAGCAGCUCUCAGACCACUCCGGCUCUGGUCCAUUUCAAGGCAAUGGGUCAGAACCAGCCAUGAAGAAGAUUCGCUUAUCGGAUGUAGUUGACUACGAGGCAGUAAACGCCGCAAAGUCUCCUAAAUCUACAUGA